ACUCCGAGCGCUGCAGCUGGACAAGAGGCCAGUCAGGGCGUGGGGAAGACACCAGCAGACAACCCGAGGGCAGGUGGGGCCGUUUCUCUCGCCCCACUCGUUAGGCCACACAAGGUUGCAGGCCCAGGAUGGCUUACUGGGAGGAGCAAGGCGGAGUCCCCUGUGGUUUCAUCCGCCAGAACUCCAGCAACUCCAUUUCCUUGGACUUUGAGCCCAACGCAGAGUACUGGUUUGUGGAGCAGCUGGAAGAGCGCUACAAAUGUGCCUUCUGCCACUCGGUGCUGCACAACCCCCACCAGACGGGCUGCGGGCACCGCUUCUGCCAGCACUGCAUCCUGUCCCUGAGAGAAUUAAACGCAGUGCCAAUCUGCCCUGUAGAUAAAGAGGUGAUCAAAUCUCAGGAGGUGUUUAAAGACAAUUGCUGCAAAAGAGAAGUCCUCAAUUUAUAUGUGUAUUGCAAAAAUGCCCCUGGAUGUAAUGCCAAGAUGAUUCUGGGACGAUAUCAGGACCACCUGCAGCAGUGCCUGUUCCAGGCCAUUCCGUGUUCCAACCAGAACUGCCAGGAAGCCGUGCUCCGGAGAGACCUGCAGGAGCACCUGAGCACAAGCUGCCAGUUCCGGGAGGAGAAGUGCCUUUACUGCAAAAAGGACGUAGUGGUAGUCAGUCUCCAGGUGACAGGGCAGUCUCCUUCCUGGGACCACACUCUGCUGAGCAGUCGCGGUGGAGUAGGCGGGAGGGACACUGGAAGUUCUUGGCCGAAGCUGUCUGCACAGAAUCAGAAUCACGAGGAGAACUUGUGUCCUGAGUACCCAGUAUCAUGUCCCAACAAGUGCUCGCAGAUUAUUCCAAGAACCGAGGUGGAUGAACAUCUUGCUGUGUGUCCAGAAGCCGAACAAGACUGUCCUUUCAAGCCCUACGGCUGUGCUGUACAGGGUAAGCGAGGGAACCUGCAAGAGCAUGGACAGUCAGCCUUGCGAGAACACAUGCUUCUGGUUCUGGAGAAGAACUUCUGCUUGGAGGAGCAGAUUUCUGACUUAUAUAAGAGCCUAGAACAAAAAGAAAGUAAAAUCCAGCAGCUAGCAGAAACUGUAAGGAAAUUCGAAAAGGAGUUCAAGCAGUUUGCACAGCUGUUUGGCAAAAACGGAAGCGUCCUCUCAAACAUACAGGUGCUUGCCAGUCACAUCGACAAGUCAGCCUGGCUGGAAGCUCAAGUAUGUCAGCUCUCACAGACGGUUAGCCAGCAGCAGCAUAAACUUGACAUGAGGACUUUGGUGGAUGCGGUGGAUGCAGUGAGGCAGAAAAUCACCCUGUUAGAAACCAAUGACCGACGACUAGUUGUUUUAGAAGGGGAGACUAACAAACAUGAUGCCCACAUUAACAUUCAUAAAGCACAGCUGAAUAAAAAUGAAGAGAGAUUUAAACUGCUCGAGGGUGCCUGCUACAACGGGAAGCUCAUUUGGAAGGUGUCAGACUACAAGGUGAAGAAGAGAGAGGCAGUGGAUGGGCACACGGUGUCCGUCUUCAGCCAGCCGUUCUACACCAGCCGCUGCGGCUACCGGCUCUGCGCUCGAGCGUAUCUGAAUGGGGACGGGUCCGGGAAGGGCACACACCUGUCCCUGUACUUUGUGGUGAUGCGGGGAGAAUUUGACUCACUGCUGCAGUGGCCAUUCAGGCAGAGGGUGACCCUGAUGCUUUUGGACCAGAGUGGCAAAAAGAACCACAUUAUGGAGACCUUCAAAGCUGACCCCAAUAGCAGCAGUUUUAAGAAACCCGAUGGGGACAUGAACAUUGCAUCUGGCUGCCCCCGCUUUGUGGCUCAUUCCACGUUGGAGAAUGCCAGGAACACCUACAUUAAAGAUGACACGCUGUUCUUGAAAGUGGCCGUGGACUUGACUGACCUGGAAGAGCUCUAGUUCCCGUUUAGGGAGUGAUAAGAAAACUUCUUGAGUCCAGAAGCGUGGAGGAGGACGCACGUGCUGGGUUUAGACUCAGUGCGCCCUUGUAUUGGGCUUUUUGUCUUUUAUCUUUGAAGUUAGUUGAAAACUUCCAAAGUACUGUUUUCUUCAUACAUUUUACUCUGCUGCAGUUGAAAACUUAGAACUCUUAGAAUACCUUCUUGUUAUUUAUAUUUUAUAUCUCACAGAAGAUUUCUUUAAAGUGAAGUCUGAGGCUUGUCUCUUAUUGGUGCUUAGUGCAGUGUCUCAGGUACUCCACUCUAACCCUGAGGACACAAAGGUAGCAGAAUUCCCAGCUGAAAAUGCUUCGGCAUUAAUCGGAUCUAAACAUAGGAGCUCGUGUUCUUUUUGGAGACAGUUUGAAGUCACACAUUGCUGUGAGAAUGGGCAUGUACUUAAGCUUGUAAGUUUCUUGUCUGAGUCCAAACUCCUUUCUGAAGAACAGACGUGAUCGCGUUCCGUAUAGAUCUACAUAUACUCGAAUCAAGAUGAGCCCAAUGACUCUUGAUAAGCCUGAGCUUAACCCAAACAGUAGUGUUUUCUUAACUUGAAAUGCACUGUUAUGCCCCUUGCAUUGCUCCUACAUGGGCUGGUUCUCCUGAGUAUUUGAGGACAAGUCCAUGGCCCCAGGGCCCAAGGGCAACUGCACGUCUUACAAUUUCUGUACAGUUCACCCACUGAUGAGCCAUGAAUUGUAUAACUCACUUCUAGGAAUGACAGGAACCUUCUUACUUUCUCCUGAGGAAUUUUCAAGAUGCUAAAGACUCAUAUACCACAGGUAUCAUCCCUGAGGAUUAAAUUCAAAGAAAUAGAUGCACAAUAGAAUUGUACUGGAGAACUACACUGUGGCUCCUGGCAAGCUCUCGUACAGUUGUGAUCAACACAUCACCUCAGACAAACCAGACACACCCUGUAACCCACAAGGCUGGACUGGGGCAUUCUGCUCGUUUGUCUCUUUCUAACCAUGUCCAAGGUCACUCUGUCUCCUGGGAGCAGAAGAUCAUGCAUGUUGUAAUUAGUUUUAAGCAGUUGAUUUGGAGAAUAUUUUAAAGUGAACUUGCAAAAUACUGGCUUUGUCUGUUCAUAACUUCAGUGUAUACAAAGUAUGUCAUGGUAUGCUUUGUUUAGGAAUUCGGGCUCUAUCACUGAUAUAGUGAUUAAGUGAAAA
Messenger RNA from Heterocephalus glaber (naked mole-rat), 3123 nucleotides. It is a transcript of the gene Traf5, whose product is annotated as TNF receptor associated factor 5. Gene Ontology annotation, biological process: positive regulation of canonical NF-kappaB signal transduction; signal transduction; regulation of apoptotic process. The record is from RefSeq and is a predicted model, not a curated record. Gene Ontology annotation, cellular component: cytoplasmic side of plasma membrane; plasma membrane signaling receptor complex. NCBI's taxonomy places the organism in Eukaryota, Metazoa, Chordata, Mammalia, Rodentia, Bathyergidae. Gene Ontology annotation, molecular function: tumor necrosis factor receptor binding; zinc ion binding; thioesterase binding.